Molecule: messenger RNA, 2673 nt
Organism: Limulus polyphemus (Atlantic horseshoe crab)
Lineage: Eukaryota; Metazoa; Arthropoda; Merostomata; Xiphosura; Limulidae
Product: probable chitinase 10
Exons: 16
Coding region: 1-2673 (890 amino acids)
Biological process (GO): carbohydrate metabolic process; chitin catabolic process
Cellular component (GO): extracellular region
Molecular function (GO): hydrolase activity, hydrolyzing O-glycosyl compounds; chitin binding
Source: RefSeq, a predicted model, not a curated record
AUGCCUAAUCAAAUAUUUACUCAUGAAUUUGAGAUUAUUGAAGCUGUGUGUGGUACAGUCAAAGAUUCUAAAAAAAUUGUGUGUUACUAUACCAACUGGUCGCAGUAUCGACCGUCGAUCGGGAAGUUUACUCCCGAUGAUAUCAACCCUUUUCUAUGUACUCAUAUCAUAUUUGCCUUUGGCUGGAUGAAAGACAACCAGUUGACAGCUCACGAUAGCUCUGAUGAAUCUCGAGAUGGGAAGAAAGGUCUUUACGAAAGAGUGACAGAUUUGAAGGAAGUAAAUCCAGCUCUGAAGGUGCUUCUGGCUGUUGGUGGCUGGUCGUUUGGCACUCAGAAAUUUAAAGCUGUGUCUUCUAAUAGUUUCAACCGAAAACGUUUCAUUUUCAGUGCUUUGAAAUACCUUCGUCAAAGGAACUUUGACGGUUUGGAACUGGAUUGGGAAUUUCCCAAUAACAAUGUAGACAAGCUAAACUUUCUAGAUCUACUGAAGGAAUUAAGAGAAACGUUCGAGGCCGAAGCUACAGAGCGCAAUCUACCAAAGCUGUUGUUGACUGCUGCUGUUUCUCCUGUCGUCGCAACUAUCAACAGUAGUUAUGACGUACCAACUAUGAUUAAAUACCUGGAUUUCGUGAAUAUAAUGACAUAUGAUUUUCACGGAAAGUGGGAGACUCAGACCGGACAUCACAGUCCUUUGUAUCCACAAAAUGACGAGGCUGAAUGGUCGAAACAGUUAUGUGUGGAUUUUUCAGCCAAGGUUUGGGAACAUUAUGGUGCCCCAAAAGACAAAAUUGUAGUCGGCAUGGUAACCUAUGGUCGCAGCUUUACACUUGCAGACCAAAACAACAACGGCUUAAAUGCCCCCACGGUUGGCGGAGGAAGUCCUGGAGAGUACACAAAGGAAGAGGGUUUUCUGGCUUACUAUGAGGUUUGCCAAAUGCUACAAAACGGCGCUACUUAUAUUUGGGAUGAAGAAAUGAAUGUUCCAUACGCUUUUCUCGGAGAUCAAUGGGUUGGUUUUGAUGAUGAAAGAAGUCUCAGACUAAAGAUGAUGUGGUUGAAGGAGAACAAUUAUGCUGGAGCCAUGAUUUGGGCUAUCGAUUUAGACGAUUUUAAAGGUUCUUGUAGUUCAUCCCCCUUUCCACUUACUAGUAUCAUAGCUGAGGAACUAUUGAACAAACCCACAAAGUCAUAUUUCUACAACUUUGAACAAGUCCUGCCUUCAGCUUCAGAAACUACGUUGUCUGAUGAAAAGGCUGCUGUUACCAACAAGACAGUUUCACAGAUCUUUGCAUUUAUGGAAGAGGAAGAACCAAAAGAUCUAGAGUCCAAUGCUCGAAUCAUUUGUGCUUUUACCAACUGGUCAACUGAGCGUCAAGGAAUUGCUAAAUUUACACCUAACUUAAUCGACCCAAACCUAUGUACACACAUUAUCUAUGCUUUUGCUGGGAUCAAAGACUUUCAGUUAACACCAUUUUAUGAAACAGAUAUAACACAUAGUUCAGAGAUUGAGCUGUACGACCAGGUUUUAGCACUCAAAGAGAAGAACGAGAAACUACGAGUGUUGCUGAGUGUUGGAGGUUGGAUAAUAGGCCCUGAACCUUUCAGAGAAGUGACAAAAAACUUGUACAGCAAAUCCCGGUUCAUCUACAGUACCAUCGAAUUUCUUCGCCUAUAUGGGUUUGACGGGUUGAACGUUGAUUGGGAGUUUCCUAGAGGCCUUCUAGAAAAAACAAGUUUUACUGAGCUUAUAAAGGACUUAAAAGAAGCUUUUGAAGGAGAAGCCAAAGCUUCUAAGAAACCACGUUUAUUACUCUCUGCCAGUGUACCUGGGAAUUUUGAAGCCAUCACUGCUGGAUAUGACGUGGAAGAACUUGAUAAAUAUUUAGACAUUUUCAACGUCAUGACGUACGACUUUCAUGGGGCCUGGGAACACGAAGUUGGUCACAACAGCCCUUUGUACUCAUUAAAGGGCAGAAGCAAAUAUUCAAGUAAACUUACAGUGGAUUAUGGAGCUACAGAAUGGGUGAAGAAAGGUGCCUCCAAGGAAAAAGUAAUUAUUGGCAUUCCAGCAUAUGGCCGUUCUUACACCCUACAGAAAGAGUCAUUGACUGACAUUGGUGCUCCAGUCGUUGGUGCUGGUAAACAAGGAAACUAUACCCGAGAAUCCGGUUUUAUGGCCUUUUAUGAGGUGUGUGAUUUUAUCAAAUCUGGAGCCACUCUUAUCUGGGACAAUGAACAGAUGGUGCCAUACGCAUAUAAAGGAAACCAGUGGGUUGGUUUUGACGACAUUAGAAGCGUUAAGACUAAGAUCCAGUGGCUGAAGCAAGCUGGAUUUGGUGGAGUGAUGAUCUGGUCCUUGGAUUUAGAUGAUUUCCUAGGUUCUUGCAUGGGACAUUCUUAUCCCCUCUUAAAGACAGUGAAAAAUGAACUGAGAGGGUAUAUGGUAGCCAACGUGGAAGUUUUGGAUAGUGGAAUUUAUAACCCUAUUGCUUGUGACGAAGAAGAUGGGAUCAUCUCUUACCAUCAAGACAAGGAAGAUUGUUCAAGGUUUCAUGUUUGCCACAAUCAGCAGCGUCAUCACAUGUCAUGCCCAGCGAAUCUGGUUUUCAACCCUGAUGUUAACCUUUGCGAUUGGCCGGGAAAUGUGGAAUCAUGUCUACUAAAGACAUGA